UUAAUGGAGUCGGAGAGAGAGAGAGGGCAGGGGAGUUAGUGAGAGUGACAGAGGGUUGGGUGAUGCGGCAGACAGGGAGAGGGUUACCAUAGCUGUGUUUUCUAUUUGAAAUCUCAAGAUGUAGAGAUAAAACGAAAGGAGAGGCAAUGAGUAAGAGAGACCGAAAGAAGUAGAAAGUGAUACGGAGAUAUAGGGCAGGUUGAGGAUUGAGGAAAAAGUGGUCAAAGUAGGAGGGGGAGAGACAGAAAGGGAAAGGGAGGGAGAAAAAAACGAAAGAGGGGAAUGGAGAAAGUACACUAGAGUACUUUUUCGACAGCGGCUGUCAAGUCGAGCCCCUCGCAAGAAUUCUUCUAUUUGGUUUUUCCUUUUUUUCCCCUCUCCCCGUCCCACUUCCUUUUUGUGCUCACAUCUGUAAUGGCGAGUCACUUCCUCAGUCUUUCUCGGCUCCAAUGGGCUCGUCCUCCACUUUUCCAAAGCCUCCCUCCUCUCUGACCACCUCCUGGACAGCAGCUGGAGACAGCGGCAGGCGCAGACGGCAGGACACUCCCCGCCGACAGGCACACAAACAUCUCCCCGGACCAGCCCCGGCCACCCCCCCCCCCCCCAGGCACUCUGGUUUCAGCCGAUUCCACCGCCGGCUGGAGAAGACUGUCAGGAGCCCCAGAGGAGAACAGCAAACCAAUUGUUUUUUUGAUUUUUCCACUACUCUUCUUCUUCUUCUUCUUCUUCUUCUUCUUCUUCUUCUUCUUCUUCUUCUUCUUCUUCUUCUUCUUCUUCUGGUCCUAUUCCCUUAUAUGGCAGCAGAGCUGGGAAAUCGUUUGAAUUAGUCUGGUUGCUGCUUGUGGAAGCACUGGAAUCUCGGAACUGGUAAGUGUGUGUCUGUGUGACUGUGUGACUGUGUGUGUGUGUGUGUGUGUGUGUGUGUGUGUGUGUGUGUGUGUGUGUGUGUGUGUUUGUCUCUGCCCGUCAUAUGUGCGCGCGUGUGUGGGCUCCAUGUGUGCCAGAUGAUUGGUUUGUUUUGUCCCUCUGUAUCCCUUCUCUCCUGCCUUGUGUUCUCGGGCCGAGGGGCGGUGCUUGUGUCUGUGGUCGGGCUGGAGGCAGUGGCCACGGCCCAAGGGGCAACACUUAUUGAUUCUGGAUCCACUGGAUCAUUUCUCCCCCCUUUUCUCUCUCUCUCUCUCUCUCUCUCUCUCUCUCUCUCUCUCUCUCUCUCUCUCCCUCCCUCCCACUCUCUGCCUCUGUUCGCUGUCGGGGGUGCGAUGCCGCGGGCCGUCUAGUCGAGCAACACAUCCCAGGGUCUCCAGUCAGCCGCCGGGGAGGGGAGCGGGUCAGCGAGGCGAGCCUCAGGGGCGUUUGGUGUCCACAUCCAGGGGGUUAUGGACGAGACAGGCGGCUCGUAAAAACACAAGCAAGACGAGACACACACACGCGCGCGCGACGCUGACACAUGGGAACGCUGUACCCGAGGACAUCUCCAUGGCAACGGGACGCCUGACCCCGGAGGACCUCGCCGGGGCUCAGGAAGCGGGCUUCGCCGUCGGGUCAGCCACCACAAGGCGCCGGGUCGCCUCCGUCGCUCCAGCUCAUCCCGGCCAAUGGAAGCCUUUGUUUUGAGCACUGAAAGGGGAGUACGGGAACGCCGGUGACCGGACGCACCCGGGAGCACUCUGAUACGUCUCCCGUAUGGGGGACGCCGAGGGCCGCGACCGUACCCUGUCCACCCUUACUUUUCUCCGGCUGUGACUUGUCGUGAUAAACGCACAGGCCCCCCCCCCCCCCCCCCCCCCCCCCCCCGGUUACCAUGUCGACGCCGGGACCGUGGUUCCACCACGAGAUCAGCCGCGUUCAGGCGGAGGAACUGCUGGCGCGCGCCGGUCGGGACGGAAGCUACCUGGUUCGGGCCAGCGAAUCGGUGGCAGGCGCCUACGCCUUGUGCCUGCUAUUCCAACGUCAUGUUCACACCUACCGGAUCCUUCCGGAUGCUGAGGGUCUGCUGGCAGUGCAGACCAUGCAGGGUGUUCAGGUCAACUGUUUCCGUACACUGGAGGAGCUGGUGAUGGGCUACCAGCACCCCCAUAAAGGCCUGGUCACUCCGCUGCAGUACCCUGUGAGCCGUGUGACCGACCCUGGAGACGAGAGCUCAGACGAAGAGAAGCCCGCUCCUGUGCCAGCCUCCUUCAACACUACAGCCUCUCACCUCCCCUUCCUCAAUAAGUUGCAGGAACUCAACACAACCAGCAUCUCAGGAGACGUGAUGGGACUGCUCACUGACUACCUCCACAAGGAUCUUCCUCUGGACAUUGAGAGUGUGUUUAAAGGGGCUACGUGCUUACGCAACCUGCAACACACACUAGGCACGACCUGCCAAGGCCUCAACAGUGAAAUUGACCUCACGCUCUCGAGUCUAGAGACACUGGCCAAGGUGUUUGACCAUCCAAUCAGUCCACUCUGCAACAAGUCACAGGGCCCGGAGAUGGAGCUUGACAGCCUGCUGUGUAAGAUCUCAGCAUUGGUCAGCCUGUUGUCUUCUCUGGAAAAAAGGGUUUUGAAAGCACUGCAAGAUGCAGUGACCAAUCACAAUCUAGCAGUCCAACCUGCCCCCCCUCCUCCGGAACCACCGGCUGUGGCGGUGAACACCGCCAGGAGCAACGCCAGGCCCCUGCCCGUCCACGCAUUCCAGGUCAAGAUGGCGCGCUACGGCCGACAGACCGUCUCCGUGGACGUGGACACCGGAGUGCUGCUCUUUGACAAGAAGACGGGGACUUUUGGCGUGGAGACCGUGUCUCACGAGCGGGUUCUGCAGGUGGUCCAGUUCCACGCCAGCCCUGCUAAGCUGCGCCUGGCGGUGGACGGUCACCACAGCACGCCACGGGAGCUCACCUUCCAGAGCGCCAGGAAACGGGAGGCCUUCUGCAUGCUGCUCCAGCUGAUGAAGACCAGACACGCCCAGCUGGGAGAGCCCGACUUGCUCUCGGUGUUCGUCGGCACCUGGAACAUGGGAGGGUCUCCGCCGCCCCGGGACCUGACCUCCUGGGUGACCUGCUGUGGUCUGGGUCGCACCCCGGACGAAUCCACCGCCUCGCUGGCCCACGACGUCUACGCCCUUGGCACGCAGGAGAACCCCCAGGGGGAGAGGGAGUGGACGGAGCACCUCCGCACCACCCUGCGCGGCUGCACCCACCUGGACUACAAACAGGUGGCAGUGCAGUCCCUCUGGAACAUGAGGCUUGUGGUUUUGGUAAAGCCUGAGCACGAGGGCCGCAUCAGCCACGUGAACACGGCCAGUGUGAAGACCGGCCUGGGAAACACACUGGGAAACAAGGGAGCCGUUGGGGUCUCCUUCCAUUUCAAUGGAACAUCUUUUGGCUUUGUCAACUGCCAUCUGUCCUCUGGCAGUGAGAAAGUAAUAAGGAGGAACCAGAACUUUGUGGACAUUCUCCGGCUGCUCUCGCUGGGAGACAAACAGCUCAACGCCUUCGACAUCAGCCUGCGCUUCACCCAUCUCUUCUGGUGCGGCGACCUCAACUACCGGCUGGACCUGGACGUGCAGGACAUUCUGAAGCACGUAUCCAAGAGGGAGUUUGAGGAGCUGAUGUGUGCAGACCAGCUUACCAGAGAGAGACAGAAGAACAAGGCUUUCCUCAACUUCAAGGAAGAGAAGAUUUGCUUUCCACCCACAUACCGUUACGAGAGAGGCUCUAGGGGCUGCUACCUGUGGCAGAAGUACAAGACGUCAGGGGUGCGAGUCAACGUGCCAUCGUGGUGUGACCGGGUUCUGUGGAGGACCUAUCCAGAGGCUCACCUUAACUGCACCUCUUAUGGUUGUACCGAUGACAUCUUCACCAGUGACCAUUCGCCUGUGUUCGGCACAUUCCAAGUCGGGGUGACAUCACUGCCCGGUUCAAAAACAGCUGACCAAAACUCAGGCACCGAGAGGGUCCGGAUAGAGCUGGAGAGGCUGGAAGCCAUCGUGAAGACUGCGAGCAAGUCCAAGUUCUUUGUGGAGUUUCACUCCGCUUGUCUGGAAGAGACACGUCGGUCUGGUGAGAAUGACUCACAGAGCUGUGACGUGCCCGGUUUCCUCAAGCUCGGCUGGUCAGCCAAGCAGCUGCCGAAGCUGCUCCCUGUUGCCUCGGAUGUGGACUAUCUGCAAGAUCAGCACCUGCUGUUGUCCAUCAAAUCAUGUGAUGGCUUUGAGUCAUAUGGAGAAUGCUGUGUGGCCCUGCGGUCACCGAGCGGCCCGCUGGAGCAAUUUGAAACCUUUCUGAGCCAUCGGGGCGAGGAGAUGGGCACCAUCAGAGGCCAUGUCAAAGUUCACGUGCCCGCAGACUACAGACGAGCAGCCAGGUCAAAGAUCUACGAGUGUUUCUGCUUUGAGAAGGACGACAAGGGUCCAGGAAGGGGUCCCCCAGUGGCUCUGCCGUCCAUCCGGGCCCUCGUCCACAAUCCUUCCCAUCCAAAGCCAAGCAGCUACACCAACCCCGCCUACUUCAUCUUUGAGGGCAUAUCCGUGGCCCCCAGGGCGGCGGACCCCCCGCCAAAACCAAGAGCCCCCCAGGUGGUCUGGUCAGGGGACGAGGCGCUGCAGCUUCCCAAACUCACCGCCGCCGGGAUCGCCCCAGACGGGAAGUCGGCUCGCAGGUCCAACUUCACCGAGAUCGAGAUCCCAAACGCGCCGUCGCCCUACUCCCAAAUCAAUGACCUCCACCUGCACCAUCACACUAAUUCCUCCAACUCCUACCAGCUGUUCCCCUCCAAAUCCCCACCUCCUCUGCCCCCGGCACAGAGUCAAAGCAUCACGCACGCCAGCGAGCAUCUUCCACAGGCCAAAGCCAAAGGCCCGGGGGUGGCUCCAACGGUGGCUCACACCCCCGCACCGGGGAAGAACCUGGCCAGCAUGUACGUCAACCACCCGGCCAUCCCCAGGGAGAGCCCCAGGAGGGAUCCUCCCAUGCCUCCCCCAGAGAGGGCCGGUCCUCUCCAGGGCCUGAAGCACCCGUCUCUGUUCCCCUACGCCUCUACCCACUUGCCACUAGCCUGCAAGGCCUCCGCUCCCUGGAAGGUGGAGCAGCAGCAUCGGCAGCAGCAGCACCAGCAACACGCGGCGAGACCUGCGGGGGACCACUCCCUGACCGCCCUGCAGAUCGCCAAGUCCCUCAGCGAGAUGGACUUCUUCCCCCCGGACAUGGGCAGCCAGUAUGUAGCACAGCAGAGGUCGGGACAGAGGAACGGCCCCGGCACCCCGGCGGAGAGGGGCUACUGCAGGGAGAAUGAGGUGUCGGUUCUGCGCGGUGCGCCGGAGACAGUGCGGGAGCUUCUCGGGAUGCUGGGCCUUCAGAAAUACACACUGGGACUCAGUCUGCACGGCUGGGACGACCUUGAUUACUUCAGUGGAAUCACGGAGGAGGACUUGCGCGCCGCAGGGGUCUUGAACCCACCUCAUCGCCGCAGGAUCCUGGAAAACCUGCCCCGGAUCCUGGAGAACCUUCCCAGCAUCUGGAACUAAACCCUUUGCAGAAUCACAAAAGAGACUAAAGACAGCGAGGUUCAGAGGUCCUCGUUAAAAACCUCUACAUUCACUCUGCAAAUACUGUCACCGGGCCCUGUCUGCACACGUGCACACACAUGAUGUUCAGGGUCCGUUCAGGCCACCAUUACAUUCCCAUCGCUCUGUCAAGCGGUCCACCUUCCUCAUGAGAGAUGUUUAUUCAAAUCGCGGUGUCAAGAUGUGUCUCGUUUAAUACGGUGACAUGCUCAAAUAUUGAUAAUGGAUUUGAGGCCACGCAGGUUUUGUUAAAUUACUUUGUCAAAAGCGCACUGCCUCACUUUGAAUGCAUUCAUUCAUGGCUGAUGUUUAACAUUGGUACGGACCGCCUCGUGGAUGUUCUUUCUGUUGUACUGUCAUUGCUUGUAAAAGAGGGAGUUAAUUACAGUCUCGGUGUCCAGAAACCCCAUGGGAGUAUAGCUGUGACGUGAUGACGGGGGGGGGGGACAACCUUCAGGAUCUCCUGUUUACCGUCUGAUACUGUGCUGCUAUUGCUAUCUUGUCACUUAAUCUGUGCCUGUGUCAUGUUUUAACUGGGAGACCUACGGCAGCUUUUCCCUGUGACUGAACAAUCAAUGAGGUCCAUUUAGGCUGCCACGCAACGGCGAGCGAGCAAAGCAAAUUCACUUCAUGUAUGUUCCGUGUUCAUGGACCCCUGACGUAGAUCAUUGCACUUGGCUGGUGAAAUGAAUUUUGGUUAACCUUUACAAUCAUGUUAUCAUACUUCUCUCAUUCCGGAAUAAGUGAUGUUUCUGCUAAUGUAUGACAUAAUGUACCACACAUUUUGGAAGGUCCAAUCCGAGAAAAAAAUGUUGCAACAGAUUGAUUUGCAUGUUAAUAUUGACUUGAUAUAAAUCCACCAAACAACCCAAA
Gadus macrocephalus (Pacific cod) is the source of this 6418-nucleotide messenger RNA. RefSeq names its product inositol polyphosphate phosphatase-like 1b (gene inppl1b). NCBI's taxonomy places the organism in Eukaryota, Metazoa, Chordata, Actinopteri, Gadiformes, Gadidae. Gene Ontology annotation, molecular function: phosphatase activity; protein binding. Gene Ontology annotation, biological process: phosphatidylinositol dephosphorylation. Bases 1802 to 5506 code for a protein of 1234 amino acids. The transcript is spliced from 27 exons. The record is from RefSeq and is a predicted model, not a curated record.